CCUCAAAAGUCACGCGAUAUUACUGUCCGCGAGAACGAGAUCUUCCUUUUCCAACAAGGCCUUAGAAACAUGGCGGAUGCUGAGCAGAAGAAGAAGCGCACCUUCAGGAAGUUCACCUACAGAGGUGUUGACCUGGACCAGCUGCUGGAUAUGUCCUAUGAGCAGCUGAUGCAGCUCUACUCUGCCCGCCAGCGGCGAAGGUUGAAUCGUGGACUUCGCCGCAAGCAGCAGUCCCUCCUGAAGCGUCUGCGCAAGGCUAAAAAAGAAGCUCCUCCCAUGGAAAAACCUGAAGUGGUAAAGACCCACUUGCGAGACAUGAUUAUCCUCCCUGAGAUGGUGGGAUCCAUGGUUGGAGUGUACAAUGGCAAGACCUUCAACCAGGUGGAAAUUAAGCCUGAGAUGAUUGGCCACUACCUAGGGGAGUUUUCCAUCACAUACAAGCCUGUCAAGCAUGGUCGACCUGGUAUUGGUGCCACCCACUCCUCUCGCUUCAUUCCACUCAAGUAAAAUUACCACAUUUUGUGUGUAAAUAAAAAUGAUUUCCAACAA
This is a messenger RNA of Scleropages formosus (Asian bonytongue), 549 nucleotides long. RefSeq names its product ribosomal protein S15 (gene rps15). Gene Ontology annotation, biological process: ribosomal small subunit assembly; translation. Gene Ontology annotation, cellular component: ribosome; cytosolic small ribosomal subunit. NCBI's taxonomy places the organism in Eukaryota, Metazoa, Chordata, Actinopteri, Osteoglossiformes, Osteoglossidae. Bases 70 to 507 code for a protein of 145 amino acids. The transcript has 4 exons. The record is from RefSeq and is a predicted model, not a curated record. Gene Ontology annotation, molecular function: structural constituent of ribosome; RNA binding.